Messenger RNA from Bubalus bubalis (water buffalo), 887 nucleotides. RefSeq names its product phospholipase A2, membrane associated. The transcript has 5 exons. Gene Ontology annotation, molecular function: phospholipid binding; calcium ion binding. The record is from RefSeq and is a predicted model, not a curated record. Gene Ontology annotation, biological process: phospholipid metabolic process; lipid catabolic process; arachidonate secretion. NCBI's taxonomy places the organism in Eukaryota, Metazoa, Chordata, Mammalia, Artiodactyla, Bovidae. The coding region runs from base 121 to 555 and encodes 144 amino acids.
CCCGCCUUCGACCCCAAUAAAAGCGGAACCCCAGACCCGAGAUCUCCAGCUUUCUGUCUGCCCCUGACCUGCUGUGGGGUCCCAGGUGCGCCGUGUACCUUCCACGUCCUAACCCUCAGCAUGAAGACCCUCCUGCUGCUGGCAGUGAUCAUGGCCAUCGGCCUGCUGCAGGUCCAUGGAGGUUUGCUGAAUUUCCGGAAAAUGAUCAAGUUCACGACAGGAAAGGAAUCUGUAACCAGUUAUAGCGGCUAUGGCUGCUACUGUGGAAUGCGUGGCAGAGGAACCCCCAAGGAUGCAACAGAUUGGUGUUGCAGGGCACAUGACUGUUGCUACAGAAGCCUGCAGAGUCGCGGGUGUCGCACCAAGUUCCUGAAAUACAACGUUACUUACCAAGAGGACCAAAUCAUCUGUGAGGAUUCGGAUGAUUGCAAGAGUCAAGUGUGUCAAUGUGAUAAGAUAGCUGCCAAUUGCUUCGCAACAAACCUGAAGACCUACAAUAAGAAGCUCCGCUUCUACAACAAGUUUCAGUGCCGAGGGGCUGCCCCCACGUGCUGAGGGCCCCUCGUCCUGGGAGCCUUACCACCAGAUGCUCUUUCCUUCCCUAGCACCCGACUCCCUACCCUAGCCAUGUUCCCUGGCACAGGAAGGAAGACCCCUCUCCCAUCCUAGAGUCCAGCCAGGAGUCCUCCUCUCCCCAGACAGAAAGCUUCCAUCCAGAAUGAGAAGCUCAAGGUCUGGGUGUAUAUACCGGCCCCUUUCCUCUGCUUCUUUGGACAGCAGGAUUUUCCCUCAUUUUCCACUCUUCUUCAAGUCCAAAGUCGUGUUUAACUGCAGCAGCUACACCCCUGGCUGGCUCUUCUGAAUAAAGCAAUUCACUUGGCAAACUA